AUGGCAAACUCCUUUAGCACAGCAUGGCGCUCCUUUUGGCAUGCUAUGACUUCCAACGACCGCCAUGCUUCCCACGACUCUCCUUACCGAACCGGUGGACAUAUGCCCGUUGGUCAAAGUCGACAUGCUCCCUUGACUUCGGUUGCCACCAGUGCCGUCGAAUCCCAUCAAGACCUUACCGCAGCAUUCAACGACGACUCCAAACGACCCUCGAUUUCAUCCUCCCAGCUCGGCCAGUCCCCAGCGAGACCUUACUCGCCCGGCAUGCGCUCGGUAUCUUCGCCCAAACGUCCCCAUAUUGAAGAUACUGUGGCCCCUGGCGAGAUCCAAAUGCAAAAUUUUGCGGAUGGCGCUCCCCCUCCACCACCCGUCUCUCACUCCUGGAAAAAGAUUGACCGCUGGGCUGAGAGGAAUUAUCCUGAAUUGUGGGACCAACUUGGUGAAGGGUGCACCCUCAACGACAUCAACGAGUUAGAACAUGAACUGGACAUGUCGCUGCCCCAGGAUGUGCGCGAUUCUCUAGCCAUCCAUGAUGGACAAGAGCGCGGCGGUAGACCCACCGGCAUCAUUUUUGGUUGCAUGUUACUGGAUUGCGAAGAAAUCGUUCAUGAAUGGAAAAACUGGAAAAUUGUCAACGAAGAAUACCUGAGCAGCGCGAGAAGACACGCCUACAACUCCAAAGGGCUCAGCAACGGCGCUUCGUCUUCAAGUCAACCCCAGAACAGCAAUCGCUUUUGGAGACAAGAGCUUUUAGAUCGUCAAGAGUCACAACCACCAAAGGCCAUUCAGAAAGCCUAUGCACAUCCAGGCUGGAUUUCUCUUGCUAGGGAUUGGGGUGGCAACAACAUUGCGGUCGACCUUGCUCCAGGUCCCAUGGGCAAAUGGGGCCAGGUCAUUCUAUUUGGGCGGGACUACGAUUGCAAAUAUGUCAUUGCGCGAUCGUGGGCUCAUUUCUUGGCCAUUGUGGCAGAUGAUAUCAGUACCGAAAAGGUCUUCGUUGACGAGGAAACUGGAGAGUUGAAGUUGAAAGAGUUCAAGACUGACACGGUCGAGCCGCCAUACAUGGAUAUCCUCCGUUGGAGAGCCGAUCAAAAAUAUGGACGACGAGGACCGAGACGGAAACCUCAGCCCGCUGGACUCAAUACCGGCGUUGCGGCUCAAAAUGGUCGUCAUUCACCCUAUGGCAGCCCCGUCAUUGGAAUUGAGGAUAGAGGUCGUUCACCGCAGAGAUUCUCCAGAGGGCCUUCCGGGAGCCCGCGACAUGCAGUGGGCAGUCCUCUUGCUCGAGUUCAGGAAGAGAUUGCUCAACCACAAGCUAUCAGCCCUGGCGGAGAUGCAGUGAGAGAUUUUGCCGAACCGCCUGAAAACUCAGGUGAAGACAAGAAGCGAGAUGAGCUUCUAGAUGGCCCAGCGCCAAUGGAGACCAAAGUUGUUAAUGCGCUCAACAAGAAACAGGACAAACUGGUCGAUGCCCCAACGCCAAUUUCAUUGAAAAGUGGAGAUUCCAGAGACUUUCCGGCAACUCGGUUAGUGAGAACAUCAACGGAGAGCGAGAAUAAAGAAGACUCAACACCCACUCAACCCAAAACCGAGGUGAAAGGAUUAGGGGUGAACGGAAUCGAGGAUGAAAUGAAGAACGUGUCGAUUUAA
Rhinocladiella mackenziei CBS 650.93 is the source of this 1650-nucleotide messenger RNA. RefSeq lists its product as uncharacterized. Gene Ontology annotation, cellular component: mating projection tip. The record is from RefSeq and is a predicted model, not a curated record. Gene Ontology annotation, biological process: cell wall biogenesis; regulation of fungal-type cell wall biogenesis. Lineage: Eukaryota; Fungi; Ascomycota; Eurotiomycetes; Chaetothyriales; Herpotrichiellaceae. Bases 1 to 1650 code for a protein of 549 amino acids. The transcript is spliced from 2 exons.